Molecule: messenger RNA, 1842 nt
Organism: Corylus avellana
Lineage: Eukaryota; Viridiplantae; Streptophyta; Magnoliopsida; Fagales; Betulaceae
Product: protein DETOXIFICATION 40
Biological process (GO): xenobiotic detoxification by transmembrane export across the plasma membrane
Cellular component (GO): membrane
Molecular function (GO): antiporter activity; xenobiotic transmembrane transporter activity
Source: RefSeq, a predicted model, not a curated record
UUCUCAAGCAGCCGCAUCCAUACAUACCCAUUCUCUCCUUUAAAUUCUUCCUCCGCCGCCACUUGCAGAUAUAUAUAUAUACCACCCCAAUUAAGCACCAAACUCUCCUCGAUCCCCAACUCGACAUGGGGUCUUCAGAAAAUAACAUCCUUCAACCUCUGCUUCAAACAAACCCACCAUCUUUGUCGUCCCAAUCAUUCACCACAAAGCACCGAUCAAGCGGCGAGCUUGAGAGCGUAUUGUCCGACACUACCCUUCCCUUCUUGCUGCGUCUCCGACACGCUUCAUGGAUCGAGCUCAAGCUCCUUUUCUUCCUCGCUGCUCCGGCGGUUGUCGUUUACAUGAUCAACUACCUCAUGUCCAUGUCCACCCAAAUCUUUUCCGGCCACCUCGGUACCCUCGAGCUCGCCGCAGCCUCUCUCGGCAACACCGGCAUCCAAGUCUUUGCCUACGGCCUCAUGUUAGGAAUGGGGAGUGCUGUGGAGACUCUAUGUGGGCAAGCAUAUGGAGCACAAAAGUACGAAAUGCUAGGAAUAUAUUUGCAAAGAUCAACCGUCAUCCUAACUGUAGCCGGCUUCCUCCUAAGCAUCAUAUACAUCUUCUCCAAGCCCAUCCUAAUAUUUCUCGGCCAGUCGCCGGAAAUCGCUUCCGCUGCCGCGGUUUUUGUCUACGGCCUAAUCCCUCAAAUCUUCGCAUAUGCAGUAAACUUCCCCAUCCAAAAAUUUCUACAAGCUCAAAGCAUAGUGAGUCCUAGUGCAUAUAUAUCAGCAGCCACUCUAGUGAUACACCUUUUGCUCAGCUGGGUGGCGGUUUACAAGAUCGGGCUUGGGUUGUUGGGGGCAUCGUUGGUGAUGAGCUUUUCAUGGUGGAUUAUAGUAGUGGCACAGUUUGUGUACAUAGUGAAAAGUGAGAGGUGUAAGUACACGUGGAGAGGGUUCUCUGUCCAAGCUUUCUCGGGAUUGCCGAAGUUCUUCAGGUUGUCAGUGGCAUCUGCUGUGAUGCUGUGCCUAGAGACAUGGUAUUUUCAGAUUCUUGUUCUUCUGGCUGGUUUGCUUGAGAACCCUGAGUUGGCUCUCGAUUCUCUAUCCAUUUGCACAACAAUAUCUGGAUGGGUUUUCAUGAUCUCCGUUGGGUUCAACGCAGCUGCAAGCGUGAGAGUGAGCAAUGAGCUUGGAGCAAGAAAUCCAAAGUCAGCAGCAUUUUCAGUGGUGGUGGUGACACUCAUCUCUUUCAUUAUCUCUGUAAUCGCGGCCUUAAUUGUGCUUGCUUUGCGUGACGUCAUAAGCUAUGCCUUCACCGAAGGUGAAGCUGUGGCCGCCGCUGUCUCAGAUCUCUGCCCACUUCUGGCCCUCACCCUCCUCCUCAAUGGAGUCCAACCCGUCUUAUCAGGCGUAGCUGUUGGGUGUGGAUGGCAAGCUUUUGUUGCAUACGUAAAUAUUGCAUGUUAUUACGCGGUUGGAGUACCCUUGGGUUUGCUUCUCGGGUUUUACUUCAAACUUGGUGCUAAGGGGAUAUGGCUGGGAAUGAUUGGGGGUACGGUGGCGCAAACUAUCAUUUUGAUGUGGGUAACGUUUCGGACGGACUGGAAUAAAGAGGUGGAAGAAGCUACCAAAAGGUUGAACAAGUGGGAGGAAAAGAAGGAACCACUCUCAUGAACUGAAACAAGAUCUUGAUUUGUACGUGCAGCCUUCAACACAGCCGGCCGGAUAGCCUGAUGAACAGCUUUUUACCAAAAUUAUAUAUAUCUUGUAGCUAUCUAGGCAAGGCUCCCACAAAGUAAACUAAAUUUUCUGGGAUCCUUUUCUAUUAGAUUACAAGUGCUAUUGCACAAUUUUUUUGAUU